Molecule: messenger RNA, 597 nt
Organism: Phytophthora nicotianae INRA-310
Lineage: Eukaryota; Oomycota; Peronosporomycetes; Peronosporales; Peronosporaceae
Exons: 1
Coding region: 31-597 (188 amino acids)
Molecular function (GO): oxidoreductase activity
Source: RefSeq, a predicted model, not a curated record
CACAACUUUUCAACUUCCUACCAAUUCGCAAUGGUCAACAUCCCCACGACAUUCAAGGCCUACGAGUUCGCCAGCUACGGCGACGUGCUCAAGGAAGCCAAACUCAAUACCAACGUCUCGCAGAAGCCGCUGCAACACACACAUGUGCGUGUCAAGGUCGUGAGCGCCGCUGUCAACCCACUCGACUACAAGUUGCUCCUAUUCGGGUCUGCCUUCUUACCAACGGGUCCGACGGCUGAGAACCCAUUGCGAAUGGGCUUCGACAUGGCUGGUGUCGUGGUUGAGGUCGGUAGCGGUGAUGUCCAGGGCUUCAAAGUCGGUGACGCUGUGUACGGCACACCCGACAUCACUGCAGGUGGGAGCUUCGGCGAGUACUUUGCAGUUGAUGCCAAGUACUUGGCGCACAAGCCAAGUAACUUGACGUUCAACGAAGCUGCAGGAGUGCCAAUGGCGGGUCAGACCAGCUACCAGGCGCUCAACAACCUCGGAAAGCUGGAGGCUGGCCAACGUGUGCUCAUUUUGGGCGGUAGCAGCGCAACUGGACAAUUUGGCAUUCAGAUUGCUAAUGGAAGGCCACAGUCUGGUUCUUGCGCAUGA